Dreissena polymorpha is the source of this 2781-nucleotide messenger RNA. RefSeq lists its product as uncharacterized. NCBI's taxonomy places the organism in Eukaryota, Metazoa, Mollusca, Bivalvia, Myida, Dreissenidae. The transcript has 3 exons. Gene Ontology annotation, molecular function: DNA binding. The record is from RefSeq and is a predicted model, not a curated record. Gene Ontology annotation, biological process: DNA integration. Bases 1 to 1299 code for a protein of 432 amino acids.
AUGACUGUUAGAGUACCUGCUAAAAAAGUGGAAGAACUUUUGAAGCUUUUGCAAAAUUGUCUAGUAAAAAAGAGACUUACGUUAAAAGAAUUGCAGUCUUUGACUGGGAAGUUGAGUUUUUGUAGUCAAGCAGUAAGAGCAAUUUCACAGGUUACAACAGUUAGCACCAGAGGCACAAGCGAGUCCAGAAUCAGUCCCGCCGGAGUUUUUACUGAUGAUCUGCAACAAGAGGCUAAUAUAUUGCUAGACAAUUCCCUUGCUGCUAAUACAAAAAAGGCAUACAUCGUUGGGUUAGAGAGAUUCUCUGAGUUUAAAAGGCAAUACGGCUUGUCAGAUGCCUGGCCGCCUACAGUUGAACAGGUGGUUCGAUUUGUAGCAUGGCUAUCCCUACAGAAACUAUCCCACAAAACAGCAAAAUCAUACUUAAGCUCUAUAGCUUUUCAUUGCAAGCUGCUUGAUGUUGUUGACCCUACCAAAAAUUUCAUUGUUUCAAAAAUGGUGGAAGGAAUGCAAAAAGAUAAGAAAACACACGAUAAUAGGCUUCCAAUUACCCUCUCGUUACUGCAAGGGAUAGUAAGCAAACUUAAUAUUGUGUGUUCCAGUGUCUACGAAGCAAAACUGUUCACUGCAGCUUUUAUGCUAGCGUUUUUCGGUUUUCUAAGAGUUGGCGAAAUAGCUGUUCCUAAAAAAGGACUAACAAAAACCAAGUUGUAUUUAGGGAAAACCAUCUGGAUACUGGGUUCAUCAAUAAUCAAGCAAGCCUUCAUAGCAGCAAGAUUACGACCUGAAGGGGCCAACCUCUGCCUUGAACCCAACAUCAUCUGGUGGCAAGGGUACAGUGGGUUAACACUUGCAGAAUCAAAGAAAAAAUUUCUUUCGCUUGCCAAUGUGGGUAAUUCUCCAGACUAUAUUGUGUUACAUUUAGGUGGUAAUGAUCUUGGUCGUCGGUCACUGGUGGACCUUCGAAAAUUGAUUGUCGAGCUAUUCAGGACUAUACUGUCUAUAUUUCCAAGUGUUAAGAUUGUAUGGUCUGCAGUGCUUCCAAGGUCAAAUUGGAGAUAUUCUGAUAAUAAAGUUGCUAUGGACAAAGCAAGAAAGCGCCUUAAUAGUCAUGGUUCAUCUAGGGCUUUGGCAUGUGGAGGGCAUUACUUGGCCAACUCUGACUUUGGAAAAUUUGAGGAACAUUUGUUUGAGAAGGACGGAGUCCACUUGUCAACUCUGGGUACAGAUAUUUUUCUUUCUAAUAUGUCUGCAGGGCUUGAAAAAUUUAUAAAGCAUAAUACACCAAUCCAUUACUGAAGUUCUAGAUGCACAAAUUUGGGGGUUCUUACAAUUUUAAAUCCCAAACAUUAUGUAUGUUGGUGUUGCUAUUGAGUCCAAAAAUAGAUAUUUGCAGUUAGUUUGUAUGCAUAUUUUUCUUACUCAUAUGUAUGAAAAAAGAAAAAAGAAAGUUUUUUGCUGCUAAUUUUUAUGCAAUUUUUUGCUGCUAGUUUUUCUGCAUUUUUUUUUUCUGCUGGGUUUUAUGCAUUUUUGCUGCUAGUUUUUAUUCAUAUCUUUGCCUUGUGUUUAUAGUUUACUGCUUCCGACUCCAAGCAUGUUUGGGCCGCUGGGUCAGCGUUGUUGGGUGGCCAUAUGGCAAUCAGUGCCGGAUGGACGCUUUUUACCUGGCACAUUUUUUGGGGAAAAUAUAUAUGAUUUUGUUGGGAGUGCUGAUGGCCGUCACCCGGAGUCAGCACUCAUAUACAAUUUAUUUGUGCAGUUAGUUAUUUGCAGUUAGUUUGGGCUUGCCAUGUUCGCAGGUGGCCCUUGCUGCUUGGAGUCGAGACAUUAUAUGCCAGAACCAUUUUUUAUGUUUUUAUGUUAUAAGGUCCUUUAAUAAAAAGUAAAAAUUUAGUUGAGUUUAUAUUUACUGUGUGAAAAGGGUUAUUCAUCGGAGUUUUCAUAGAGGCUUGCCCAUGUAAUGCUAGGUGGCAGUUUGGGUUUAGUUCUUGGCCUCUACAAUAAUAUGGUCUAUUACUAAAUAAUAGACCUGUUUAUUGUUGGGCCACUGCUGGGCUGGUUUUUCAGUUUUCUUAUUGUUGGUGUUUUUUAACCGAAGUAGCUAAUUUUACAGAUUUAAAAUUUCUUUCUCAUUGUUAUCUACACAAACAAAAGGUUGUAAAUUUUCUCCCCUCCCACCCAACCCAUGUAGUUUGUUUUUACACAGUGUUGUUCUGUCACACUUUACUGCGUCCGUUAUAUAUUAAAAAAUUUGGUCAGGCUUAGGGUAAAUAUAGAUUUAUUUUAAGUUUUAUUUGCCUGUCCACAUUAAUUUUAAUAACAUAAGGGGAAACUGAUUGUUUUCCGUACUAGAUUUGGUUUUAGUAUAUUACAUAUUCUGCUGGUUUGAGUUGCGUUUUUCAGUUUGCCGUGUAGACGCAGAGUACCAAACGUCGGAUACAGGUCGGUCACGACUCCACUUCCGAUGGGGCAGUUCGGACACCUCGGGUUUGUCGACAGUCGCUUGAAGUUAACAGUUCCUUGGCAAUCAGUGCCGGAUGGACGCUUUUUACCUGGCACAUUUUUUGGGGAAAAUAUAUAUGAUUUUGUUGGGAGUGCUGAUGGCCGUCACCCGGAGUCAGCACUCAUAUACAAUUUAUUUGUGCAGUUAGUUAUUUGCAGUUAGUUUGGACUUGCCAUGUUCGCAGGUGGCCCUUGCUGCUUGGAGUCGAGACAUUAUAUGCCAGAACCAUUUUUUAUGUUUUUAUGUUAUAAGGUCCUUUAAUAAAAAGUAAAAAUUUA